Linum tenue is the source of this 1564-nucleotide messenger RNA. Lineage: Eukaryota; Viridiplantae; Streptophyta; Magnoliopsida; Malpighiales; Linaceae. The record is from the annotation of a GenBank genome assembly.
CCGCACAGCAGAACCGAGCCAGCUCGAAUUAGAUAUGAGGUUAACAUCUCCGCCAUCUCUCACACUCAUUUCUCCGCCGAGUCGCCGCCCAAUCCAAUUCCUCCGACGACCUUCUCCAAACACUACCAACACAAUCCGCUGCUCCUCGUCUCCACCGCACGCAAUGGAUCAGCCGGACUCUAAUCGGCGAGUAGUCGUCUGCGGCGGCGGCGUAAUCGGCGUCUGCACGGCCUACUUCCUAGCCAAAAAGGGCGUCUCCGUCACCCUCAUCGAGAAAUCCUUCAUCGCCUGCGCUGCGUCCGGGAAGGCCGGCGGAUUCCUCGCCCUCGAUUGGUGCGACGGCGGGCCGGUGGGCCCGCUCGCUCGAGCCAGCUUCAAUCUCCACCGCACCCUCGCCGAUGAGCUCGACGGCGCCCAAUCCUACGGCUACCGCCCCUUAACCACGCUCAGCCUUACCGUCGCGGAGUCGGAAUUGGGCAAUCUGCCGGAAUCGUCUUCAGGAGCGAAGAAAAUCCCCAAUUGGGUCGACGGGCCCGCGCGGGGACCGAGGACGAUCGGGACAACGGAGACGACGGCGCAAGUCCAUCCGCAGCUGUUCACGAGGACGCUGAUUACGAAGGCGGUCGAGGGUUACGGGGUGGAGGUGGUGAUCGGGAAAGUUGAGGCGGUGGCGGUGGAGGAAGGGCAAGCCAACUCGGUGGUGCUGGAGGGCGGACGAGUCAUCGAAUCUGACGCGGUGGUGCUGGCGCUUGGGCCGUGGUGCGGUAAGUUCGAGAUGUUGAAAUCCAUUUUCAGAGUUUAUGGGCUGAGAGCUCACAGUAUUGUCUUGGAGCCCAAGAGGCCCGAUGCCAUCACGCCUCAUGCCCUUUUCUUGAGUUAUUUACCGGGUGAGGGAGGAAAGCCCAUGGAUCCUGAAGUGUAUCCGCGGCCCACAGGGGAGGUUUAUGUGUGCGGAAUGUCGUCGGAGGUGGAAGUGCCGGAUGACCCGGAGCAAAUAACGGGCGACCCGGAAUCGAUCCGGGUGCUAAAGAGGGUGGCGAAGACGGUCUCGAGCCACCUGGCCGAAGGGGAAGCAACAGUGAAGGCUGAGCAAGCCUGCUUCUUGCCCUGCACGGAUGACAGCUUGCCGGUGAUCGGAGAGAUUCCGGGGGUGAAGGGUUGUUUCGUGGCGACCGGACACAGCUGCUGGGGGAUCCUUAACGGUCCGGCGACGGGAGCUGCGAUGGCUGAGCUUGUGGUGGAUGGGGAGUCCAGCAUUGUGGACCUUUCUCGGUUUAGUCCGGCCAGGUUUGGCAGGAGGAGGAAGAUGUAAUAGGUCUUUUCUAUGUAUUGUUGUUCGUGGAGUACGAAGUUUGGGUAAGGGAAGGAAUAAUAUAAAAUGGGUUAAUGGUCACUGUGUUAAAUUGUGCUGAAAUCGUAAAGGAGACAAAGAUGUAACGUGGUUCUUCCUUACCAGAGUGGCGAGGCUUACGUCCACGGAAAGAUUGAGAUUUUGUAUUAUUGCUCUUGACGACACAUAGUCGAGUACAUGUAUUUAUACCCUAUGAUACUGUCACCUAGGGUU